Messenger RNA from Manis pentadactyla (Chinese pangolin), 4590 nucleotides. It is a transcript of the gene POLM, whose product is annotated as DNA polymerase mu. NCBI's taxonomy places the organism in Eukaryota, Metazoa, Chordata, Mammalia, Pholidota, Manidae. Gene Ontology annotation, molecular function: DNA-directed DNA polymerase activity; DNA binding. Gene Ontology annotation, cellular component: nucleus. Gene Ontology annotation, biological process: double-strand break repair via nonhomologous end joining. The record is from RefSeq and is a predicted model, not a curated record.
CAAUCCCAACCUAGGAAAAGGGAUUGCUGGGAGUGUUUUAAUUUUGUUGCGUGUCAUCGUCAAAUUGGCUUCCAAAAUGCCUGCCCCUCUUACAAACUGCCAGUUCCUCACACCUUCACUUUGUAAAAUAAUGCGGCAAUUGAAGAUAUUCUCAUUUAAAUUUGUACUUCUAUAAGGACUGGGCAGGUGGGGCAACCUGAGGUACGGUUACCGGGGAGUAUGUCCUCCAUCAAUUUCCUACUGGUGUUCUCGCCAAUUUUUCCAUUAGAUCAUUGUCUUUUUGUGUGUGGGCAAUUUCAUAAUUACAGGAAUCAGACAAUUUCAAAAUGUGUGUCACAAUUUCCCCUCUUUUGCCUUUCAAUUUUAAUGUUUAAAUUCAAGUUACAUUUGUAUUAAGUCGAUUUUAAUCAUUCUUGUCCUUUAGUGUCUCCAGGUUGUGAUACUAGACUAUAAAAACACUCGACUUCCCAGUACGUUUUGUUUCUUUAAUCUGCCUGGAUUUUAUUUCGCAGUUAGAAGAGAAGGAGGGAGCCAACUUCUACUUUUCCAAGGGGCGGGCCGACAUCCCAACGCCAUCCCGCCAAAAACCCUUCUUCGGGGUUGGAGCGGCCGCCCCGCCAGCACGACCCCAGCUCGCCCGCUGCCCACCGAGGGUGCCGGUCCUCACCUCCAUCUCGGCGACAGGACUGCGAGUGCGCGUGCCGAGUACGGUGGGCGGCCGGGGCGGGGAACGUGGGGCGGGCGGAGACCCUCUCGUAAUCGCCGAGGACGGGCCACCACCUCUCCUCCGCCCCCAACCUCGCUCCCGCCCGGGCCGAGGACGCCCCGACUACCUCCCUCCAACUGCCUCCCUGGUCCCGCCUCCGCGCCGGGGUUGGGGGUAUCUCUGGCUCACAGGUGGUCCCAGGAGCUGGAGCCGGCUUACCGCAAGAGCACCUUAGGUGGGAGGCGUGUCCUCCGUUUCUACUUGCAAGGAGGCGGGGCCUGUGGAGACGAGCGACCGGUUCACCAAUCCUGCGGGAGUCCGGGACCUCCGCCGAGGCCUCAUUUGCGUGGGGCGGGGCCUGUCGCGCUAGUGGAGCCGGGCGCCGCUUUGCUUGCCGUCGCCAGCCGCCCGCUGCCGGCGCCCCGAUGCUCCCCAAACGGCGGCGAGCGCAGGUCGAGUGCCCCCGCGGCGCCUCCUCCUGCGCGGCGCGCUUCCCCGACGUCGCCGUUUAUCUGGCCGAGCCGCGCAUGGGCCGCAGGCGCCGGACCUUCCUCGCGCGCCUGGCGUUCUCCAAGGGCUUCCGCGCCCUGGACCCCUACAGGUGCGCGGGAACCUGCUCUUCACGGGGCGGCGAGGGGCGCCUGCAGCCGUGUCUCCAGACCUCCGCGCGUGCCCUCCCGGACAGAGCACGGCGGGCCAGGGCCCGGAACUUCGCAGCCGGCGCCGCGCCCACAGCGCACUUCUUUGCCGGGAGGCUGCUGCGGCACGAACCAACGCGCGCACAGCCGACCGAGGGUGGAGGGCGCCCAAGCCCUAGCGCUUCGUGGUCUUGCUGCUUUUUUCUCAACUUCCUCUUUUGUACACGGGUGCUAAGAAUUAGGGUAGGAGUGUUCUGUGAAGAGCCACGCGGUGGGGCCUUGAUGACCCACGUGGUGAUGGAGCAGACUUCUGCUAAAGAGGCCAUGUGCUGGUGGGAGUGCAGGGCAGAGGCCCUUCCUCCAGGCUGUGCCUGGCCAGUGCUGCUGGACACAAGCUGGUUCACAGACAUGGCAACUGGAUGACCUGUGCCUGUGGAGGGCCAGCAUUGUCUGGAGGUGGCUGAGCCCAAGAAGGGGCUGCUGAGCCCAAAGUGGAUGCUGCCCUAUGCCUGCCAGCGUCCCAAACCUCUCGCACACCACAAUGCCAGCCUCUCAGAGGCUCUGGAGUUGCUGGCGGAGGCCACAGGCUUUGAAGGCAGUGAGGGCCGCCUCCUCUCCUUCUACAGAACCACCUCUGCACUGAAGGCCCUUCCCAGUCUGGUCACAGCCCUGAGCCAGCUGCAGGGGCUGCCCUACUUGGGAGGGUGGGUACUUAGAGCUGUGCUUUAUCUCCACCCACAGGAGCUGCUCUAUCAUGGGGUGUGUGAGGAGGUGGAGAGAGUCCUGCUCUCAGAGUGCUACCAGACCAUGAAGCUCUUCACCCAGAUACUCGGGGUUGGGGUAAAGACCACUGAUCGGUGGUACCAGGACCGGCUGCGCACCCUGGGUGACCUCCGAGAGCGGUGCCUGAGGCUGACCUGGUAGCAGAGAGAAGGACUCCAGCACCAUGAGGACGAGGGCCCUGGUCUCACAGCCGACGUGGAGGCGCUGCAGCAGGUGGUGGAGGCCGCUGUGGGACAGGCCCUGCCUGGGGCCACUGUCAUGCUGACCAGUGGCUUUCGCAGGGGGAAGUUGCAGGGCCAUGAUGUGGACUUCCUCAUCACUCACCCUGAGGAGGGCCGUGAGGUGGGGCUGCUGAUUACCGUGAUGCACCACCUGAAGGAGCAGAUGAGGGCAUCCUGUCCCCUCCCGAGAAAACAGCCAGGAGUCUGGCUCUGCUGCCUCAACCCCAGCCGCCUCAACCGGCAGAACCACACCAUGGAUGCCUUUGAGAAGAGUGUCUGCAUUUUCUGCCUGCUGCAACCCCGAGGGGCUGCUGUCGGGGGUCCCCAGAGACCCUACCCUGCCUGGAAGGCUGUGCGGGUUUACCUGGUGGUCACCCCCAUCAGCCAGUUCCCCUUUGCCCUGCUCGGCUGGACUGGCUCCAAGCAUUUUGAGCGGGAGCUGCGCCACUUUAGCUGGAAGGAGAGGGGGCUGUGGCUGAGCAGCAGCCAUGGGCUGUUUGACCCUGAGCAGGUGUUUUUUUUCCACGUGGCUUCAGAGGAAGACAUCUUCCUACACCUAGGCCUCGACUACCUCCCCCCAGAACAGAGAAAUGCCUGAUGCCAUGCAUGCUCAGACAGAGGUGUGGUGGAGCAGCAUGUGGGGCAAGCUGAGGUGCAGGUGAUGGGAGUGUGGCUCUGCCCAGUGAGCUGGCCUGCCAGGGUGCCUGGGCCCCAUCUGCCAUGGGGUGUCGGUGGGGCAUGGGGUGCCAUGGUUGUGUGGCCCUGGGCCACAGGCCUCAGGCUUCCCUGUGCUGUGGGACCUGCAGGGGGCCUUGGGAGCCUGAGGUGGUGGGUGGCGCAUGCUUGGCAUAUGCCUGAUUUGAAGUGUCCAGCCUCAAACUUGGAGACAGGGGGUGGAGCUGGAGCUUUGCCCACUGGGAUUCUGCUGUGGGGGCACAAAAAGGUGUGCUUUGGGCCCCUGGGCUAGGGGCACUGGGAGGAGGAGACUUCUGGCGCUGAUCCACUGCAUCCCAACCAGGCUUCCUGUUUCUGCCUUUUCUCCUGCAAAGGCUGGUCUUAGAUGUCUUAAAAACAGAGCACACAGUGUUCCUCCAGUGGGCCCUUGGCAUCCUCACCAGGACCUGAGCACACAUUUCCACCCUCGCUCUGACCUGGCCUCAUCUGCACACUCCCCCUCACGCUGCUCUGUCCAAGCCAGGUGCUUUGGAGCCCCUCUGCACUGCCUCUAGAACUGCCCAGGUCGCCCAAGGCCAGUGGGUGUCUUACUGUCACUGAGGGGACUGGCUGCUUCCAUCGCCAGUGUGCUGUGGCCUCGGGGCCUCCCCUCACCACCACCCGCCUGGGAUGAGGACCUGGUGAGGACCUCCCUGACCACUUACCACAUUGAAAAUAUUUUUUGAAUCAACAUGCUAUAAAAUACUCUUUUGGUGUACGGUUUUAUGAGUUUCUUCCUUUUAUUGAGGUGCAUACAAUAAAAUGCACAAGUGUUAACAUGCUGCUUGGUGUAUUUUGACCUAUAUACACACUCAUGCAGCCAUCACCUCAUUCUCACUACUUUUUUCCCCCUUCACCUAUCCCCACCCCCUGUUGUAACCACCAGUCUGUUCCCUGUGUUUAUGAGUUUAUUCCUGUUUUGUUUGAUUUGUUUUUAGAAUCCACAUAUAAGUGAAAUCAUUUGGUACUUGUCUUUCUCUGCCUGGCUUAUUUCACUGAGCAUAAUACCCUCUAGCUCCAUCCAUGUUAAUAGCAAAUGGCAGAGUAAUAUUUUUUAUGGCCGAGUAAUAUUCCACCGUGUCUAUGUACCAUAUCUUCUCUAUCCAUUCAUCUAUUGAUGGACACUUUGGUUGCCUCCAUAUCUUGACUGCUGUGAAUAGUGCACCAAUGAAUAGGUGUGUGUGUUUUCAGAUUAGUGAUUUAAUUUUCUUAAGAUAAAUUACCAUAAGUGGAAUUACUGGGCUAUACGGCAUUUCUGUUUUUAGUUUUUAGAUGAACCUCCACACUGCUUUCCACAGUGGCUGCACCAAUGUACAUUCCCACCAGCAGCGCAGUAGGCUUCCUUUCUCCACACCCUUGCUGGCACUUAUUAUUUCUUAUCUUUGAAUGUUGGCUAUUCUGAGGUGUGAGAUGAGAGUAUCUCACAGUGGUUUUGAUUUGCAUUUCCCUGCUGAUUAGCGAUGUGGAGCAUCUUUUCAUGUACCUGUUGGCAUUUGUAUGUCUUCUCUGGAGAAAUGUCUAUUCUGGU